This is a messenger RNA of Aphanomyces astaci, 276 nucleotides long. RefSeq lists its product as hypothetical. The coding region runs from base 1 to 276 and encodes 91 amino acids. Lineage: Eukaryota; Oomycota; Saprolegniomycetes; Saprolegniales; Verrucalvaceae. The transcript has a single exon. The record is from RefSeq and is a predicted model, not a curated record.
AUGGACAGCGCAGCAGCAGACCUUGGCGGCGCGAAUAAAACCAGCAGUGUAUGGACGACGACCCAAAUGCAAGAGGCGAAAUGGGGCGAGCGCCGAAUGGAUCUCGAUGAUGUCACAAUGAAAUGCGACGAUGUCAAACACGCCCUCCAUGCAAUGUCGGUCGUGGCCCAGUACACCGAGCGCAAGCUCUGGUACGGUCCAGCUACGUGGUCAAGCGGGGUGAAGCCAGCGGAAGGCGAAACCAAGUGCGAAGUCAAGCGGUACGGACGCACUUAG